UUUAUUUUUGCACACCACAUGACACUACACGGAAGUGACGCGGAUGCUCAAAAGAGUUCAGCAGAAAAAAGCAUCUGGGAGCAAAAACAGCAGCUAGCUUCAAUAAAUCCCACACCAGAAGACCAAAGGAGAAGACUACCAGUCGAUCAGAAGAGUUAAAGCAUCUGUCAGUAGGCAUCCAUCAUGAAUCCGGUCUACAGCCCUGGGUCAACAGGGGUCCCCUUUGCCAAUACUAAGGGAAUGGGCUACCCAGCUGGAUUCCCUGUUGGCUAUGCAGCUGCUCCGGCAUACUCUCCCAAUAUCUAUGCAGGAGCGAACUUCCCCAGUGGCUAUGCUCCAGGCACUCCUUUCAAAAUGGCCUGCUCUCCCAACGCUGGGACUGUCCCACCAUACUCCUCCUCACCCAACCCCUACCAUGCUGCCGUUUACCCGGUCAGGAGCACCUACCCCCAACAGAACCCCUAUGCACAGGCAUUAAUACCUUCACAACAACAAGGCACUUACUACACACAGCCGCUGUAUGCCGCGCCGCCUCAUGUUAUCCAUCACACUACAGUGGUCCAGCCAAAUGGGAUGCCUGCGGCCAUGUAUGCCCCGCAAAUGCAACCUCAACGCCACAACAGUGUUGCCAUGGGGAUGGUAGCCGGCACCACCAUGGCCAUGUCAGCUGGAACUUUGUUGACAACUCAAUCACCAGCGUCUGUCGGCCCCCACCAAGUCACGAUGCCCCAAUAUCGGCCUCCUGGCACACCCAGCUACACCUACCCACAGUGGUGAAGAGAGGGAAGCGUCAGAAGAUGGUAGAUAUGCAUUCACACUCUACUACAGUGUUUUUUGCUAUUGGGGAAGACCUGCCCGGCCAGCGUCUGCAACCAGUUACUCUUCUUCCAGCAUAAUGUGAAUCUAAAACCUAACUACAUAGAAAGAGGCCCAUUUUGGAUAGAAGGGGGUGAAGAAUAGGCCCAUCCCCAUGAAACCCCUCUUAAUGGAAUAAGGCUGCAUUCCAUGUCACCCCCCAGCGCCAGCACCUCUACAACCUGCUGCAUAUCUCACAUCAAACAGCAAUGCCUCCAUGCAAACCUUUUUUUGUGGACUGUCAUGCAGGUUUUUAUAGCUUAAACUUUUAAGUGGUGAAAAGGGAGUUUGGAAUAGUUUUUUGUUGUUUCUUUUAAUUUGGGGGAUACAUAUGAUGUUGAAUGCAUGUGUAUAUAUAGAUAUAUGAAGUAAUGCUAGCGCAAUCUACCUGCUGUGACAGAUGCAAAAUCAAGAAAAGGCACACAUCCAAAGGAAUUAAAAAAAAAAAAAAGUAAUAAUCUGCAAUGCUGAAUCACCAGUGACCAUGUUUUACAUGUGACAGAAGAUAAGACGAGAAACGUUUAUUCAUGCAAAAACAUUACCUGCACAAACAAAAUGCAGACCAAACUGUACUAUUUUCAUAGCUUUGUGUUUUGGUAAGUGGAGCUAGGUUUUUAUUAUUUCUCUCAGUGAUGCAGUGUAUGCAUUUCGUCUUACCAUUUUUUUGUAUUUUAGGAAAGAUCGGACUUUGAGUUUGUGCCUCUGACUGAUGGCCAUUCCAACACUUAAUGUGUUUUAUUUUUUUCUGCUCUGUCAAACCUUUUAGGAAACAAGUACCAACGAUUCCAAAAGUGCAAAGCAGCUUUUGUUUCCUGCUUUUUUUGGGUGAUAUCAAUGUUAAAACUAUACACUUAUUUUAGCCAGAAGCAUUCUUUGUGGGGAACAAGUAGAGGAAGUUGUUGGGAACCAUUUGCACCCAUUUUAAGAGUUAAGAGAGUGGAUGAGUAGGAACAGUGUUGUGUGUGAGUGUAUGUGUGUGUAUGUAUGAACGAGUAUUAAUAUAGAAACCAUUCAAAAUGGUGCCAUAAAGUGCAACAUGCCUAGAAUAUUCGACCUACAUCUCACAAUAAUCAAUUUCUUCUUAGGUAGGUCUGAAGCACUACAUCAUUAAAUCACUGCUAACAUGUUAGGAAAACAUGAAUUGUUAAACUCCAUUUGUGAAUAGCACUACUGAAAGAAGGCACUAAUUCGAAACAGUAAAGAUAUCUGACCUUUUACAUUGCUCGCUGUUUUACCUCAAGGUUCAAGGCUAACCCACCAAUAUCACUGUUUCAGACAUGCUUUUUUAUGUUGCCUCGGUCACCUCAGUUAAAUAAUCUGUUUUGUAAAUGUUAUUUUUGUGAUUUGGUUCUUGUUUUGUAUUCUAAAGAAAGACCAAAAAUAAAACAAAUAUAAGAAUAA
Molecule: messenger RNA, 2256 nt
Organism: Sebastes umbrosus (honeycomb rockfish)
Lineage: Eukaryota; Metazoa; Chordata; Actinopteri; Perciformes; Sebastidae
Gene: fam168b
Product: family with sequence similarity 168 member B
Exons: 7
Coding region: 184-777 (197 amino acids)
Source: RefSeq, a predicted model, not a curated record